Molecule: messenger RNA, 1166 nt
Organism: Bradysia coprophila
Lineage: Eukaryota; Metazoa; Arthropoda; Insecta; Diptera; Sciaridae
Product: putative isoaspartyl peptidase/L-asparaginase GA20639
Cellular component (GO): cytoplasm
Molecular function (GO): asparaginase activity
Source: RefSeq, a predicted model, not a curated record
CACAAAGCCAGACUGCAGUUGACUCUGAUGUGUUGUGAGGUGUUGUUUGGAUAGUAUAUUAUUGUGACAAAAACGCAACAAAGAAUACUCAAUUUAACGAAGUUUUUAUUGAUUUUUGGCUGAUUAAAAUCUGGAAAGGUCAAACAUAACAACAACAAUGAAUAAUCAAUUACCGAGACAAAUCGAACCAGUGGUCAUUGUUCAUGGUGGCGCAGGAGAUAUUCCCGAUAGUCGUGAUCAUGAAAAACAUCAAGGAACGAAAUUAGCAGCCCGAUUAGGCUAUGACAGAUUAAUGGCGGGAGGAAGCGUCUUGGAUGCAGUGGAAGAAGCUGUUCGAUCGAUGGAGUUGGAUGAAAAUUUUAAUGCAGGAUUGGGAUCGGUGUUAAAUUUGGAUGGUGUUGUGUCGAUGGAAGCGAGCAUAAUGUCGGGCGAUGAUUUAAAAGCAGGCUGUGUGACACUGGUUGAGGACAUUUUGCAUCCGAUUACGCUAGCUCGCCGGGUUAUGGAAAAUACGAAUCACACAUUUCUCGGUGCAGAUGGUGCCAUGAGAUUCGCCAGGGAGCAGCAAAUCGAGAUUCUAGAUCCGAAGGGACAAUUAGUUACCCAGCAUGCCAAAGACGCUUUGGAAGCGUUUAAACGAGACAAAGCUAAGGGUUUCAGCACUGUCAAUGCUAAAACAGAAAUCGGAGACGUGGGCACUGUUGGAGCGGUCGCAAUUGAUAGAAAUGGAAACAUUGCCGUGGCUACGUCUACUGGAGGCAUGACAGGCAAAAUUGUUGGUCGCAUUGGUGAUACACCAUUAAUCGGAUCUGGUACCUACGCAGACAAUAACGCUGGGGGCGUAUCGACGACAGGCCAUGGCGAAACUAUUAUGCGAUACAAUGUUGCGCAGAAAAUUCUUCAACGAAUCGAGUACUUGAAUGAGGAUGCUCAAACAGCGACUCGGAUCGUUCUUGAAAAAAUGACCGAAAGACUUACCCAUGCUGCAGGAGCGAUUACAAUCGACAUAAAUGGUAACGUUGGACAUUAUUUUACUGCCAAAAAAAUGGCGUGGGCCUACCGGAAGGCGAAUCACAUCUACUAUGGCAUACGUAUUGGUGAUAACUUUGUUGAGCCGGCUUAGGUCCGGUGACAAUGAUUGAAUAAACGAUCACUUCUGCGUUGAC